AUGCCAAACGUCCGACGACUGUCCUUGGUUGUCGCGUGUUUUGAUUUCCUGAUGAUAUGCGCGAACGAAAGACCGAUCGGCGCAUCGAGGACGCUCUCCAGGCCCAAGAGAUACUUGAUUUUCCCGGAAGGCAGCAACCUGCAGCUGGUGUUUUGCCUGACAGUCGGAACGUACGCCAGAGAGAAUGACGUGGUGAUGGGCAUGACGGCCGCUUUGGCCUGGGAGCUGCCGAGCAAAGUCGACAACAAAAUAUCGGAAUUGCUUCAUCGCAGAAGCAGAAGCGUCGUAUUCCCGAAAAUAGAAGCUCUACUGCAGUCCACCGGCCUCGAUGGCAGAGCCUGCGUGAUGAGGGCGCUCUGCGAGGCGGGCCAGAGGGACCCUUCGAACCUUGGCAAGGGGGCCUUCGUGAACGAGCUACUGCACGCGAUUUUCACGCUGCCCAAUGACGGCGAAAAGUUCGAGAAAACGAGGGAUCGAGCAUACGAGGACGCGUACCGGACCACCGUAAAUUGCGAGCAGCUUUAUCCGAGCUGCCAGCACUCCAUUUACGAGGUAGAGUUCUAA
This is a messenger RNA of Dufourea novaeangliae, 564 nucleotides long. RefSeq lists its product as uncharacterized. The transcript has 4 exons. The coding region runs from base 1 to 564 and encodes 187 amino acids. NCBI's taxonomy places the organism in Eukaryota, Metazoa, Arthropoda, Insecta, Hymenoptera, Halictidae. The record is from RefSeq and is a predicted model, not a curated record.